ACCGAACUUGUGAAGAGAAAAUUUCGAAGUCGCAACUUUCGCGACCGAGAAAGAAAGCCCCUGCUCUUUGCUCGUAGAAUAGCGAAGCGGACGGCCCUGAACCUCCCAGUUCUCGACUAUGCGCCUCCUUUUCUCGACGCCGAUAUGUCCGUCAUGCUUAUUUACAGCGAAGACCCGAAAUGCCCUCCACAUUCUCCGACUCACCUCCAGUCCAUGGGCUGCGCGACGAUUCCUCUCCAACCGCGUGCGUACAGGAUCCGCUCCCUCGAGGAUGGUCCUGUCCAACCGUGUCGCCCGCUUUCCGGGGUCAGACACGCAGGCGCGUGGUGGUAGAAAACCUGGGUGGAGGUCGCCGGGGCCGUUCGGGGGCAUGAAUCAGACAUUCGCCCCCCCCCGAGAGUCCGCGAUGAUGAGAACCCCUCGACCGGGCGAGGGCAGGCCGCUCCGAGACAGGGACGACCCCAAGAGGUAUGGCGGGAGGGGCAGAGAGGAGCGUGGAAAGGACCACGGGCCACGGACUAAAGCGAUGAGAAUGCAAGGCGCGCUUGCAACCGUCUCAUACGGCUAUCGGACUCGGACGAAACAGAACAUCGCCGAGAUAGUGUCGUUCGAUCAACUGAAGCUUCUACCUUCUGUUACGGAAGCCUUGUUUCUUGACGUUCUAAAGGGUUUGGUGGAUGUCAAGCCCACCCCUAUCCAAAGACUGGCCAUCCCCGCUCUGCUGAACCCGAGGUCCGUUCGGGGGUUGAGAGACAAAGGUCACGAUGCGCGGCAUGAGUUUCUUCUAGCCGCGGAAACAGGCUCGGGCAAGACCCUAGCCUACCUUCUACCCGUUAUAGAUGCUUUGAAGAGACAAGAGGCUGCCGACCCCGCUAUCGCCGCCUAUCGGGAAAAGUGUGAGACAUUGAAGCAACAUAUGCAGACACCGGGAUACACUGGUCCGAGGGAGUUCGAUCCUCACCCCACCACGGCACGGCCCCGGGCUAUCGUGUUAGUGCCAACGGCUGAGUUGGUUGACCAGAUAGGCGGCAUCGCGAAGGCCAUGAGUCAUGUGGUUAAAUAUAAGGCCGUCCUCUUAUCCGCCAAGAUUUCGGCGACAGUCAUCAACGCGAGCAUGUACACGCCCAAGGGCAUCGAUCUUAUCGUUUCAACGCCUCACUUACUAUCGUCGAUAGCAGAUUCUGACCCUUAUAUUCUGUCUCGGGUAACUCAUCUAGUGGUGGACGAGGCCGACUCGCUUUUCGACCGCAGCUUUUCCCAUGAAACCACGUCUAUUAUAGAUCGCGCCCUACCUUCAUUAAAACAGCUCAUCCUCUGUUCUGCCACCAUCACCAAGAAGCUUGACAGUUAUCUUGAAUCCAACUUCCCGGAUAUGACCCGAAUGACCACACCAAACCUUCACGCCAUUCCUCGCCGCGUGCAGCUGGGCGUUCUUGACGUGAAUCAGGGUCUCUAUCAUAAUAAUAAGAAUGUUGCUUGCGCGGAUAUCAUUUGGGGGAUCGGCAAGAAGUCAAUUCGGGAAUACGAACCCGUUAAGAGGGCUAAAACACCCGGCGCCCAAGAACCCGGUGCUCAAGAACCCGCCACCGGAGAACUCACCACCGAAACUACUGUCAUGCGCAUUAUUGUAUUCGUCAACGAGCGCGAGAUGGCUAAAGUGGUCGCUGACUAUCUCGUAACCAAGGGCAUUGAUGCCAUCGCACUUCACCGAGACACCCCCGAAAGACGGCAGUCGGAGAUGUUGGACGCAUUUAAGACUACCGGAUCGAUGCCACUAAAACAUCCUCCCAUACCUGAGCCCGGAAAGGGGCUGAGGGUCUUGCCAAACGUCAAAGUGAUUGUGGCCACUGAUUUGGCAUCGAGAGGCAUCGAUACUACCGCAGUUCGACAUGUAAUAUUGUAUGACGUGCCGCACACCACUAUCGACUUCAUCCAUCGCUUGGGUCGGGCCGGCCGUAUGGGCAGGAGGGGAAGAGGAAUCGUCCUAGUGGGUAGAGGCGACCGGCAAGAUAUCGUAGCCGAGGUUAGGGAUAAUAUGUUCAACGGGAAGGCGCUUAUAUAGAGACUUGCACCUGGGAAAAGCAACAGCUGUUGUGUAGUAAUGUAUAACACGAUACCUGUAUAUCAGCCCUAAGAGGGAAACGAAUCUAGCGAUCCUACCGUCCGCAUCUACAUGCGCACUGAGCAUUGCGAAGACGCAAUCGAGACCCUACGCCGACGAGAAUCGCUCAGCUAUAGGCCCUCCACGCGUCGAUGUGCCGUACUACUACGAAAAAUAAACGUGGUGGACAUGUGUAUGUUACAAACGCCUCUCCGGAUAAUAGUAGGAGGGUUGAGAGAUAGGUACCUAUGAAAAGGUUGGUGGCGGGCUGGAAAUUGUAACAAGGGGAUAUGCUUGGAAUAGGUUC
Molecule: messenger RNA, 2408 nt
Organism: Durotheca rogersii
Lineage: Eukaryota; Fungi; Ascomycota; Sordariomycetes; Xylariales; Xylariaceae
Product: P-loop containing nucleoside triphosphate hydrolase protein
Exons: 1
Coding region: 119-2062 (647 amino acids)
Biological process (GO): maturation of LSU-rRNA from tricistronic rRNA transcript (SSU-rRNA, 5.8S rRNA, LSU-rRNA)
Cellular component (GO): nucleolus
Molecular function (GO): ATP binding; nucleic acid binding
Source: RefSeq, a predicted model, not a curated record